Molecule: messenger RNA, 3451 nt
Organism: Clupea harengus (Atlantic herring)
Lineage: Eukaryota; Metazoa; Chordata; Actinopteri; Clupeiformes; Clupeidae
Gene: yeats4
Product: YEATS domain containing 4
Biological process (GO): regulation of DNA-templated transcription
Source: RefSeq, a predicted model, not a curated record
AACUCGACCCGGAAGAGGUUUCUGUAUCCACUGCAUUGUUGAUUAGUAGGGGGGCGAUGAUGUUGUUCAAAUGAGGUGGGAAAAAUAUAUAUUUCGUUUUUGAUGGCAAUGUUUUACCUAUAGCUGCAAAUCCCACUACCAUCAUUGUUUUUUCUGUGUACUAUGUUCAAAAAGAUGGCUGAAUUUGGACCAGAUUCUGGAGGGAGAGUGAAGGGAGUCACUAUAGUCAAGCCUAUCGUUUUUGGUAAUGUUGCACGGUACUUUGGGAAGAAAAGAGAAGAAGACGGACAUACGCAUCAAUGGACUGUAUACGUCAAACCCUACAGAAACGAGGUUGUUAUCAUGCAGCUAAACAACUUGUCUACAACGCUGUGGAUAUGUCUGCUUAUGUCAAGAAGAUACAGUUCAAACUUCAUGAGAGCUAUGCAAACCCUCUUAGAGUGGUGACAAAACCACCAUACGAGAUUACAGAGACAGGCUGGGGUGAAUUUGAAAUAAUCAUCAAAAUAUUUUUCAUUGAUCCAAAUGAAAGGCCGGUUACGCUUUACCACCUGCUGAAGCUUUUUCAGUCUGAUUCCAGUGCCAUGCCCAAGAAGACCGUUGUGUCUGAGUUCUAUGAUGAAAUGAUCUUUCAGGACCCCACUGCCAUGAUGCAGCAGCUCCUGAACACUACUCGUCAGCUGACCUUGGGAGCCUACAAGCAUGAGACGGAGUUUGCAGAGUUAGAGAUACGCACUCGCGAGAAGCUUGAGGCUGCCAAGAAGAAAACCAGCCAGGAGAUUACUGAUUUGAAAGAGAGGCUGAAGGCCAGCAGGGAGACCAUCAACUUCCUGAAGGGAGAGAUUCGGAAACUGGAGGAAGAGGACCAGAUCAAAGACCACUGAAGAAGUCACAUGCUGGGCUCAUUAUAUUUACUUGAAGCGUUUGACUGGGCCGGUUUAAUCAGAAUCACAUAUAGCACCCUCACCAAAGUCAGAGGAGGUAUUUCAGUAUGGUACACAACAUAGGUUUAGUUCCUUCAACAUAAAUAUCGAUAUAAAUAACAACAACAAAAAAACUAUCUUUUAAAGCGAUCAUCUUUGUUUUGACCAUCAUUGCUAGAUUAAAACGUUUUGUUUUUGUUUGUGUAUUUGAAGCCGGCCAAACAUUGUUUGUGUAUUUGAAGCCAAUUCAUUCCCUGUAUAUUGAUUGGGUGCAGGAUACCUAGACCUUAAAUUAGUUGGUGUAGGGCAGUCCCAGGGUUAAAGUGCUAUACUCGUGUCACUUUGGCCUGAAUGUACAAUAGCCAUAAAGUCCAGCCUUUGUGUGUUUCUUUCAGCCUGUAUUGUAAUCACGCUUAUAAUGACUGUGCCAUUAGACCAACUGAAUCUAAGUGAUUAUGGGAGCUGGCAAAUUAGAUUAUGGCUGGUUGUCUUUUGAUGACUCUUCAAAUGUCUUCCGAAGGGAAGAUAGAGAAUUUGUCCACGGAUCAUUUUUCUUUUCUUUUUUUUUUCUUUCCUGAAGUUGUUGCCAUUUUGUUUCUAAUAGCCAACUCAUUUUUUCAUAAACAAUAACUUGUUGAUCUGUGAAUCUUGGAAGACGGUAUCUGGGUAGCGUGGACAGUGUUUGUGUACAUUUUCAGUCAGCUGUUCUGUAGGAAUAAAUGUGGAUUAUUUUUUUUUCUAAAACGGAACAAUCUGAAUGCUUUAUGUGGUUGCAAACUGCCACUUGCUGUGCUAAAGUGCAUGUUAAGUGCUUGACAAACUGCCACUGCAUCUAGGCUUAAGUGCAUGUCAAGUGCCUGACAGAAUGAGAUGGACUGUAAUAUGUUCAUAUGAGUAAAAUUGCACCACAAGGAUGAAAAGGUAGCCUAUGAUUUAUUAUAAGGAGAUGGGUAGUAUGUACUUGGUUCUCAACUGUGGUGUCACACCCAUUGACUCAGGGUGGAAAGGUCACAAUUACGUGUUCUCCCGUUGUUAUUUGACACAGAUAUUAUAUAGACCAAGAAUAUGGAUAAAUUGGGUAAUUAACUGAUCGAUUAAACAGCCAUUAGUUUUAUGAUCCUUCAUUUUAGCCAUUUAUCUCCUGAGGGCUCAUUUUCAUUUGCUGAUUGGGACUCAUCAUUCACAGGAAUUUACGCACCCUGGUCACUUUUUAAGCAUUUAGUUCAAAAUGAUGCAGUGUCGGGCUCAGAGCUGGGGGUAAAGUUAGGCUGAGUCAGUAAGGCUGCAGUAUAUUAAUCUACCACUAGAGGUAAGCAAAGUGCAAAUGUUCAAACUAUCCAACACCAUCAGGGAGCACCUACUGAUCAGGAGUUUUGAAUUACAUUGAAUAUUUUUAUGUCUACAUAUUUGUGGAAUAAUGCUAAAUAAUAAGUGUAUAGAGUAUUGUAUGAAAGCAUUUGAUGUCAUCUUUAAAUGUUUCUUGUCCAGAGCUUUUAAAAUGUUUGAUAUUAUGAAUAGACCUACUAGAAGUAUGAUUUAUGAGAUACAUUUUCCACACAUAUUCGUUGUCAGCGUUGGGAAGGUUACUUAAGUCGGUUGCGGAUUACUAGUUACUUUGUUAAAAAUACAAUAAGUAAUGUAACCUUUUAAUUACUCCAUCAAAGUAAUGUAACAUAUUUAAUUUGAUUAUCUGUGAUUACUUUUUGAUUGGCAGAUGAGAGGCGGGGAAAAUUAAAACAAGAGAACCAAUCAAAAACAACACUCAAAAUUUGAGCGCAUACUGCCAAAUAAAUGGAGCCUGUCUAGAAGAUGGCAAAAAGAUGCAAAGCAACAGAAUUAAUGAUAUAAUCUACAUAAAAGCUUUAAAGCUUUUAACAGAAAAGAAUAUAUUAGAAUGUAACCACUUUACAAACACCAACAUAUUGAUUAGUAACUGUAAUUUAAGUACAUAUUUUAAUGGAUUACAAUAACAUUUAUUUUGUAGUUGAAUUACAUAACUGUUACAUGUAACUAGUUACUCCCCAACUCUGCGCAUUGUACCGUUACUUAUGUAUUUGUGUUACCAGUAAAAUUAGUUCCUUAUUGAAAGCUUUGAAGACACCACCUGGCGAUAAGUAAUUUGCAGCAACAUCACCGUGAAUCUUUACUUGUUUAAUGAUGUCAGUAGAUGUCCAUUGUCUGUUUGUUUUUAUCGAAAAGCAUAGUCUGCUCCUCAUGCUCUGUGUUUUUAUACUUCUUCGAUUUUAAGUCGCUCUUUGAAGGCAUUGUUGCUAUGUAAUCUAAAUUGGCAAAGUAUAUUUCUGUUAAUGAAGAGUAUAUAGAGUAUAUAGUUUAUGUCAACUUAAUGUUUAUUUCGCACGAAAGUAUUUUUUUUUUGCAAUGAAGCUAACUAGCAUUUUGGCUAAAAAGUUAGAUUUCUACCUGAAUGGUGUGUCGUUUGUUGCUGUUUAUUGCUUCUAAAGGCAUUGUAUGUUUAUUUAUCAGUUUUACCCUAUUCUAACUGGCUUCAAUAAAGAGAAUGAGCUUGA